Messenger RNA from Culex quinquefasciatus (southern house mosquito), 6823 nucleotides. RefSeq lists its product as uncharacterized. The transcript is spliced from 2 exons. Lineage: Eukaryota; Metazoa; Arthropoda; Insecta; Diptera; Culicidae. Bases 1035 to 6356 code for a protein of 1773 amino acids. The record is from RefSeq and is a predicted model, not a curated record. Gene Ontology annotation, biological process: DNA integration. Gene Ontology annotation, molecular function: nucleic acid binding.
AAAAAGAAAGAAGGAAGGAAGUGGGACGGAAACGGGAUCGGAAGGAAGGAGUUUUGGACAAGGAAGGACGGAACACAGAAGAACACACAACGCACAAACACAACAUACACACGACAAAACACAACGUAGAAAUUUAGACGUCCAACGAACGGAGGAUUAAAACUCAGGUGAGCGCGGUUCGAGGUAGGCCAAUUCACGGGUCCGAUCAUUGGUGCCGUGACCAGGAUUGGUACCUCGGGUGGCCCAUCGAACGCCAUCGCGAUCAUCUGCGCGCCGAACGAGUUCGCCAUCGCUGCUGCGGAGAAAGUUCGCGGCCAUCGCGAUUGUUUUGGUUUGGCGCUCAGCAGUAGCAGAGUUCAUCGACCGGAGAGGAAAGUUCAGCGACCCCGCGCGGGUGAAGAGGACAUCCAUUGAUACGUGCACGGCCUGGUGGACAGGCUCACACGGUGAGUACACUUGUCCCCAUUUUUCCCGUAACUGGUGUCCUCAUUGCGCUGUUUUCGACUUUCUCGGUGCUGCUGUUCGCGACUUCUGCUGCUGCUGAGGUUCUGUUGGACGAUUGCUGGACGAUCACGAGCUGUUGGACCGACCGCUGGUUAUUUCGGCGACGAUUGGAGUACGGAAGGUACUUGUGCCGUACUGCUGGCCUGUUUGGCCAUUGUUUACCCGUGCUACGGGUGUUGUUUGUUACCGGGGGCGCGUAUUUAGUUACGGAUCUUUGCAAGGCCUGUACAGCCAGGCUCACAGGGUGAGUACUCGGCUGGAUUUUUCGUUGCUCGACGGUGUUUGCAAUAUUUUGCUUUUCUCGGUGGACGACGCGCUGCUAUUGAGGGAUUUUCGCUGUUCUUCGGCGACGUCAUCGCUGCGGCUGUGCAUUGGCCGACGGAGAGUUUUGGAGAGUAUCCUGUUGGGCGUUAAACAUACAAGGCCUUGUUUAAUAGGCUCACAGGUGAGCCUCUUUCCAACUCCCUAGCGAUCGUUUGUGUGGUGCUUCGCUUCGUUUUCUUUUCGCAGUUCAGCUGCCCUGCGUCACCAUGCCGAAGAAGGUCUCAUACAAGCUGAAGAUCCGCAACACAAUCCUUGCGUCUCUCAACCGCGCCGACAAGUUCCUGCAGAACUUUGUGCUGGAAAAGCACGCCGAUCAGGUGCAGUCGCGGCUCGAUGCGGUCAACCAGGCCUGGGCGGAGUUCGAGGCGCUCCAGCUUGAGAUCGAGACCAUCGAGGAGGAGGAUCUCAAGGAAGAGGAUGAUGUUACAGCCAUGGAGGAGGAACAUGAGCGAGUCCGAGAGCAGUUCGAAGGGUUGUACCACAAGGUAAGGGCAGGGUUGAAGUCGAGGUUGCCUUCUGGGGUUGCGUCUGGGUCUAGCGCAUGCGUUGCGCGUGCCGGCAUACAGUUGCCGAAGAUCACUUUGCCGAAGUUUAGUGGGGAGUACGAUGAGUGGUUGCCUUUCCACGACACUUUUAAGUCCCUCAUCCACGAAAACGUUGAUUUGACCGCGAUUCAGAAGUUCCACUACUUGCGAGACUGUCUUAUCGGUGAGGCCAAGAAGAUGAUCAACUCGAGUGAGUUCAGCGCGAAGAGUUACCAGGUGGUCUGGGACUUGCUGGUCAAGCGUCAUGCCAACAAGUAUCUCCAGAAGAAGCGCUAUGUCAACGGGUUGCUUCAGUUUCCGCGAGUGAAAGGGGUGUCGUCAAGUAGCAUCCACGACGUGGUGGAUCACUUUAGUCGCUGUACGCAGAUUCUGGACCAGUUGGGCGAAGUGACCGGUGGCUGGGGCGUGAUGCUGACGCAGUUGUUGGUGUCGAAGCUGGAUGACGUGACGCAGAAGGAAUGGGAGGCGUUGGCAGCCAAGAAGGAGGACCCGCAGUUCACCGACGUGAUAGCGUUCCUGGAGGAGCGGACGAAGGUCUUGGAUGCGGUCGCAGUGGAUCAGCUGUUGGGCAGUCAGCGUGGUUCUCCCUCCGUGUCUUCGGUUCCAGCAGCCCAGCCCAAGAAAUCGUUCCCGAAGCUGACAGUGAACGCCGCUUCCGACUCUUCCUCUCCGAAGUGUAGGAUGUGUAGCGGCCCGCACUUGCUUUCGAGCUGUUCGGAUUUCAAGAAGUUGUCGUUAGAUGGACGAAACAGGCUGGUUUUGACGAAGAGGCUCUGCAGAAAUUGUCUGUGGAGUGGCCAUUUCGUGAGGGACUGCAAUGUCAGAAGUCGCUGCUCCAAUUGCAGCGAGAAGCACAACACAUUGCUGCAUCCUGUUGGUAGGCUUGGUUCCGGUUCCACUCCGAACGCUGCGGUAACGGGAGAUUCACAGGAGGGUGGUUCGCGUUCCUCGACGGCGACGGCAGUUCAACCGCAAGCGGUGACGAGUUCGGUGGCCACAAUUUACGCUGCAAAUGUGGCGGCAGAGUCGCGGAAGGUUCACGUGUUCCUGUCGACGGUGCUCGUGGCGGUGAAGGAUUGCCAUGGCCGGUUGCACACCGCAAGAGCGUUGCUCGAUAGCGGGUCGCAGGCGAAUCUGAUCAGUGAGCGACUGUGUCAGAUCUUGAGAUUGCCGCGGAAGAAAGUUAGCGUGCCGAUCUCCGGCGUCGGAAGUUCCCGUAUGCAGGUUGAUAGCUCGGUGUCGGCGAUUGUCUCCUCGCGUGUCACCAACUAUACGGUCCCGAUGGAGUGUCUGGUGCUGAAGAAGGUGACGGAGGACCAGCCGUCGGCCACAAUUCCGAUCGACCAAUGGAACUUGCCCUCUGACAUGGUGUUGGCGGAUCCCGGAUUCCACAAGCGGGCUCCAAUUGAUUUGCUGUUAGGGCUGGAGUUCUUCUAUGAGUUUCUGUUGCUGAAUGGUGGCCGGGUGCAGAUCCAGCGGCCGGGAGAAGGUCUUCCGCUGUUCGUGAACACGGUCUUCGGUUGGAUAGCUGCGGGAAAGACCGAUCUGGGGAGUCUAAACCCCGUCCCGAGCUGUCACGUCUCCGUCAAUGCGACCCUGGAGGAGAAGAUCGAGCGUUUUUGGACGAUUGAGGAGCUGCAGGAGGCACCGAAGCGGUCGCAAGAGGAACAGGACUGUGAGGAGCAUUUUCAGGCCACGUUUUCACGCGACGUCACGGGUCGAUACGUGGUGCGACUUCCGAAGCGCAUGGGUUUCGAGAAGAUGGUCGGCGAAUCGCGAAAUUCGGCGGUGCGGCGGCUGAUGCAGUUGGAGCGGAGACUGGGCAAGGACGAAAGCUUGCGAAAGCGGUACAACGAGGCGAUUCAGGCGUACUUGGAUCAGGACCACAUGAAGGUUGUUUCGGAGGAGGAGCUGAAGAGCGACAAGCGGCUCGAAUGCUACCUGCCUCACCAUCCGGUCUUCAAGGAGUCUAGCACGACGACGAAGAUCCGGCCCGUGUUCGAUGGUUCUGCCAAGACGACGUCGAAUUUCUCGCUGAACGAGGCGCUGAUGGUCGGUCCGGUUCUCCAGGACCCGUUGUUCGAUUUGGUGUUGCGCUUUCGGAAGAAGCAGGUAGCUCUGGUUGCGGACAUCGAGAAGAUGUACCUGCAGGUUAAGGUCCAUCCGGACGAUACUCCUCUGCAGCGGAUUCUGUGGAGGCCUUCGCCGUCGGAGCCAAUAAGGACGUACGAGAUGCUACGGGUGACGUUUGGGUUGGCCCCAUCGUCAUACCUUGCCACGCGCUGUAUGCAGCAGUUGGCGCAGGACGAAGGAGAGGUGUAUUCACGUGCGAAAGAAGCACUGUUGCGUGACUUCUACGUGGACGAUUUCAUCGGUGGAGCGGACUCCGAAGAAGAAGCGCUUUUGUUGCGGCAGGAGCUGGAGCAGCUGUUGCCGAAAGGUGGAUUUAGGCUGCGCAAGUGGGUGUCAAACGCCACAGGGGCGUUGGCAGGGCUGGCUGCGGACGAUUUGGGUACGCAGACCACGCUCAGUUUCGACCAGGAGCAGGUGAAGACGCUGGGAAUAAACUGGCAGCCAGGGCCAGACGUUCUCGGCAUCGAUGUCACGGGUUUGUCCGUGAAUGGGCAAUGGACCAGACGGAAAGUCUAUUCGGUCAUUGCCCAACUUUGGGAUCCAACUGGGAUCACUGCUCCGGUCAUUUCGUGGGCCAAGAUUCGAAUGCAGCUGCUGUGGGUCGCGACUCAAGGCUGGGACGACCCAUUGAGACCGGAUUUGGCCGGGAGGUGGACUGAGUUCUACCAGCAGUUGCCGGAGUUGUCGAAGAUUUCGGUCGACAGGUGCGCUUUCGUGGAAAAUCCGGUCCAUGUCGAGUUUCACGUGUUCGCGGAUGCGUCCGAAGCGGCCUACGGAGCGUGCAUCUACGCUCGAUCGAUCAGCCAGUCGGGGCUGGUCAAAAUUUCGCUGUUGGCGGCCAAGUCGCGUCCCGCAGGGUUGAAAAAGGUCACCCUGGCGAGGUUGGAGCUGUGUGCAGCUUUGAUGGCAGCAAGGCUGUACCGGAAGGUCGUGCAAGCCCUCAAGAUGGAGGGCACGGAGAGUUGGUUCUGGUCGGACUCGACAGUCGUGCUGGCGUGGCUGAGGUCACCGUCGUACGUGUGGCCCACGUUCGUUGCGAACCGAGUCUCGCACAUCCAGGAGUUGACGAAAGGGCAUCGCUGGAACCACGUCAAGGGGACUGAAAACCCAGCGGAUCUCGUGUCCCGUGGAGUCAUGCCGAAAGAUCUCGUUGGAUUGCGGCUGUGGUUCUACGGUCCGAAGUGGUUGGAGUCCUUCGAGGAGUACUGGAGCAGAGUGAAGCAUUUGGAGGUCGACGAGCCUGCUGAAGAGUUGCUGGAGAAGAAGAAGAACGUGCUGAUCGUGUCUGCUUCCCCGGAACCUCACCCGCUCAUCGAUCGCUUCGGCAGUUACUGGAAGCUGCUGAGGAUUACGGCGUACUGCGUGAGGUUUGUCCGGAGAUGUCAGCGUCGCAAGCAGCCCCCUAAAACCCCAUUUCUCACCGUUGGAGAUUUGAAGGAGGCAAAGUUCGCUCUCGUGCGCGGCGUGCAGCAGGAACCCUUCGCUGCGGAGAUCAAGGCGCUCGCAAACCAUCGACUCGUUCCGGCUCACUCGUCGCUGAAGCUGCUCAACCCGUUUCUCGACCAGCAGGGCAUUCUGCGCGUUGGUGGCCGGCUUGGACUCGCAGGCGAAGCGUACUCUACUCGACACCCCAUGAUCCUUCCCAGCAGCAACGUUUUCACGCGACAAAUGGCGGUCGCGUACCACGAAACCUCGCUCCACUCUGGCCCCCGUAUGACGCUCGCUCAAAUUCGGCACGAAUUUUGGCCAUUGAACGGCAAACAAUUGGCAACUUACACUUUUCGCAACUGUGUGCGCUGUUUCCGUACCAACCCUGUCCCUAUAAAGCAACCCCCUGGUCAACUCCCAAAACCUCGAACAACCCCCUCUCGCGCAUUUACCGUCACCGGCGUAGACUAUUGUGGCCCUGUCUACCUGAAGCCCGUACACCGUCGAGCAGCUGCGCAGAAGGCGUACAUCGCGGUCUUCGUGUGCUUCAGCACGAAAGCGGUCCACCUAGAGCUGGUGGGGAACUUGACCACCGCUGCGUUUCUUGCUGCCCUGCGUCGUUUUGUUUCUCGCCGAGGUCUACCGUCCGAGAUCCACUCGGACAACGGUCUCAACUUCCAGGGAGCAAGCAACCACCUGCGCGAGCUGUACGAGCUGCUUCGGGACACCAAGGUGAUCACGGAGAUCACCAGCGAAGCGUCCCGUCGUGGGAUCGAGUGGAAAUUCAUUCCACCGAGAGCGCCGAACUUCGGCGGCCUAUGGGAGGCGGCCGUGAAGUCGGCCAAGACGUCGCUCGUCCGUGUGCUGGGUCAACGACAACUUUCCUUCGAGGACAUGGCGACCGUCCUCACCCAGAUCGAAGCGGCCAUGAAUUCGCGCCCGCUUACCCCGUUGUCGGAGGACCCGGACGAACUGGACGUGCUCACGCCCGGGCACUUUCUCGCCGGAUCGUCGCUGCUAGCGAUUCCGGAUCCGGACUACACGGACGUUCCUACGAAUCGGCUGCAACACUACCAGCAACUGCAACAGCUGGUGCAGCAACACUGGAAGCGGUGGAGGCGGGAGUACAUCUCGCAGCUCCACAACCAGAACCAGAAAUUCCCGCAAGCGACCCAGCUGAAGGCUGGACAGAUGGUGAUCCUCAAGGAGGACAACAAGGCGGCAAUCGAGUGGCCCCUCGCGCGGAUCGUUGAGGUCUACCCAGGCCCCGACGGCGUCGUUCGCGUCGUGAAGCUGCGUUUGCCGAACGGUGCGGUCUACAAGCGGCAGUCCGCACGUAUCUGUUUGCUGCCGUUCGAGAAGGACUCGGCGGUGCAGCACACGAACGCCUUCAACCCUCAACCAACACAAGGCGCAGCGUAGGAGGAAGAUCGCCGUCAACCGUCAACCCUACGGCGCAACGGAGUUGGUGAAGAAGGCGUCAGAAGAAAAUUUUGAAUUUUUGAAGUGCUAGUUUUAAGUAGGUUAAGUUUUUCAAAUUAGCGUUUAGAUUUUUUGCAAGUUUAAAUUCUUAGGGAAUUUAAGGUGGCCGGCAUGUUUGGUUGCAGAGUAAAAUUGACUCGCCACCCUGCCGUGUAGCAUAAAUUCUCUUGCUAUAAUUUGCGUACAUACACGGCAGGGUGGUGGUAGUGGUAGUCUUGAUCGUCGCGAUCACGCGCACAAUUGCACCGUUUUUCUGCAUUCCUCUUCACACUGCCUGGGCCAAAUUAUCAGUUGAAUAAAAUCGUCGUCGCGGCCGGAUCGCGUUGCUUUUCCUUGAGAGGAAUUUGUUUACGUUUGGACUUAGCGAAUAAAGUCUCGAUCGGAAGGAAUAAAAUUGUAGUUUUCCG